CUUUCCUAGCAAAGAAACCGGCUUCGGCUUCUUUAAAAUCCCCGACGACUCACCUGACUAGCCUGCCUGCGGUUCUGAGCUGACCAGGAUUUGCUGACAUUUGGGCUGUUUCAUUGCCAGAGGAGGCUUUGUGUGUCCGAAAGGAAGCUUCUCUGCAGAAUGUCAAGCAAAGAUCGACACAUUGAUUCUAGCUGUUCGUCGUACAUCAAGACGGAACCGUCGAGCCCUGCCUCUCUGACGGACAGCAUCAACCACCACAGCCCCGGUGGCUCCUCAGACGCCAGCGGGAGCUACAGUUCCACCAUGAAUGGACAUCAGAACGGGCUGGACUCACCUCCCCUCUACCCUUCAGCCACAGGGCUUGGAGGCAACGGGCCGGUCAGGAAACGGUAUGACGACUGCUCCAGUACCAUCGCUGAAGAUUCACAGACCAAGUGUGAAUAUAUGCUGAACUCGAUGCCCAAAAGACUGUGUUUGGUGUGUGGUGACAUUGCAUCAGGGUACCACUAUGGAGUGGCUUCCUGUGAAGCUUGCAAGGCUUUCUUCAAGAGGACAAUUCAAGGUAACAUAGAGUACAGCUGCCCAGCAACGAAUGAAUGUGAAAUCACAAAGCGCAGACGCAAGUCCUGCCAAGCCUGCCGCUUCAUGAAGUGUCUAAAAGUUGGCAUGCUGAAAGAAGGUGUCCGCCUAGACAGAGUACGUGGAGGUCGCCAGAAGUACAAGCGCAGAAUAGAUGCAGAGAAUAGCCCAUACCUGAACCCUCAGCUAGUUCAGCCAGCAAAAAAGCCAUAUAACAAGAUUGUCUCCCAUUUGCUGGUGGCUGAACCAGAGAAGAUCUAUGCUAUGCCUGACCCCACUGUUCCAGACAGUGACAUCAAAGCACUUACCACUCUUUGUGACCUGGCAGACAGAGAACUGGUGGUGAUCAUUGGAUGGGCUAAGCAUAUUCCAGGAUUCUCCACUUUGUCUCUAGCUGACCAGAUGAGCCUUCUGCAGAGUGCUUGGAUGGAGAUUUUGAUUCUUGGUGUUGUAUACCGGUCACUUUCUUUCGAGGAUGAGCUUGUAUAUGCUGAAGAUUAUAUUAUGGAUGAAGACCAGUCCAAAUUGGCAGGCCUUCUUGACCUUAACAAUGCCAUACUGCAGCUGGUGAAGAAAUACAAGAGCAUGAAACUGGAGAAGGAAGAGUUUGUCACCCUCAAAGCUAUAGCACUUGCUAAUUCAGACUCGAUGCACAUAGAGGAUGUUGAGGCAGUGCAGAAACUUCAGGACGUCUUACAUGAGGCUCUGCAGGAUUAUGAGGCCGGGCAGCACAUGGAAGACCCGCGCCGUGCAGGCAAGAUGUUGAUGACCCUCCCACUUCUGAGGCAAACCUCCACCAAGGCUGUUCAGCAUUUCUACAACAUCAAACUGGAAGGCAAAGUCCCGAUGCACAAACUUUUUUUGGAAAUGCUGGAGGCCAAGGUCUGACUAAAGCAUCAUGGGCUGCCCCAUCAUGCACGUUUUAAAAAAAAA
Melopsittacus undulatus (budgerigar) is the source of this 1512-nucleotide messenger RNA. It is a transcript of the gene ESRRG, whose product is annotated as estrogen related receptor gamma. Gene Ontology annotation, biological process: nuclear receptor-mediated steroid hormone signaling pathway; regulation of transcription by RNA polymerase II. Bases 160 to 1467 code for a protein of 435 amino acids. Gene Ontology annotation, molecular function: zinc ion binding; nuclear steroid receptor activity; estrogen response element binding. The transcript is spliced from 8 exons. Gene Ontology annotation, cellular component: nucleus; chromatin. The record is from RefSeq and is a predicted model, not a curated record. NCBI's taxonomy places the organism in Eukaryota, Metazoa, Chordata, Aves, Psittaciformes, Psittaculidae.